CCGCUCGCAGCCGCCGCCGACUUGUGAAUGGGACCCGGACAGGGGCCGGGGCUGACACCGCUGCGCUCGCCCUGCGCCAGGGACCGACGGCCCGCAUCCCGCGCCCACCCUCCGGGGCCCCAGAAAUUACUGUAUAUUCGGCUCAGAGGUCUCCUGAGGAUCCUUCUGGUUGCCAUUUGUUGAAUGACCAAUCAGAUGGGUGGAGUUUUGUGUUACAGAAACUGGCAGCAAGUAUCCAAUGGGUGAAGAAGAGGCCGACCGGGGACGUGGGCAGCCCUGACGUGAUGUGCUCGGCGGGGAGAGACCUUCCAGCCGGAGCGGGGUCUGCGUGACGCGUCUGGGGAGGCCGCCAUCCGCCAGGCAGCCGCACGGUCGGCGGACGGGGUGACAGCCACAUUCUCCUGUGCCUACCACGUAACCAAAAAUGAAGGAGAACUACUGUUUACAAGCCGCCCUGGUGUGCCUGGGCAUGCUGUGCCACAGCCAGGCCUUCGCCACGGACCGGAGGAGCCACCUGCGACCCUCGUUCCACGGGCACCACGAGAAGGGCAAGGAGGGCCAGGUGUUGCAGCGCUCCAAGAGGGGCUGGGUCUGGAACCAGUUCUUCGUGAUCGAGGAGUACACGGGGCCCGACCCCGUGCUCGUGGGCAGGCUUCAUUCCGAUAUUGACUCUGGUGAUGGGAACAUUAAAUACAUUCUCUCAGGUGAAGGAGCCGGAACCAUUUUUGUGAUUGAUGACAAAUCAGGGAACAUUCACGCCACCAAGACAUUGGACCGAGAGGAGAGAGCCCAGUACACGCUGAUGGCUCAGGCGGUGGACAGGGACACCAACCGGCCCCUGGAGCCACCGUCGGAAUUCAUUGUCAAGGUCCAGGACAUUAAUGACAACCCUCCUGAGUUCUUACAUGAGACCUAUCAUGCCAACGUGCCCGAGAGGUCCAACGUGGGAACGUCAGUGAUCCAGGUGACAGCUUCAGAUGCAGAUGACCCCACCUAUGGAAACAGUGCCAAGUUAGUGUACAGCAUCCUGGAAGGACAACCCUACUUUUCAGUAGAAGCACAAACAGGUAUCAUCAGAACGGCCCUUCCCAACAUGGAUAGGGAAGCCAAGGAGGAGUACCAUGUGGUGAUCCAGGCCAAGGACAUGGGUGGACACAUGGGUGGACUCUCAGGGACAACCAAAGUGACGAUCACACUGACCGAUGUCAACGACAACCCACCAAAGUUUCCGCAGAGCGUAUACCAGAUGUCUGUGUCAGAAGCAGCUGUCCCAGGGGAGGAAGUGGGAAGAGUGAAGGCUAAAGAUCCAGACAUUGGAGAAAAUGGCUUAGUUACGUACAAUAUUGUUGAUGGAGAUGGGAUGGAAUUGUUUGAAAUCACAACGGACUAUGAAACACAGGAGGGCGUGGUGAAACUGAAAAAGCCUGUAGACUUUGAAAUCAAAAGAGCAUACAACUUGAAGGUAGAGGCAGCCAAUGUGCACAUUGACCCGAAGUUCAUCAGCAACGGGCCUUUCAAGGACACCGUGACAGUCAAGAUUGCAGUCGAAGAUGCCGACGAGCCCCCUAUGUUCUUGGCCCCAAGUUACAUCCAUGAAGUGCAAGAAAAUGCAGCCCCUGGCACUGUGGUGGGGAGAGUGCAUGCCAAAGACCCUGAUGCUGCCAACAGCCCGAUAAGGUAUUCAAUCGAUCGUCACACUGACCUGGACAGGUUUUUCACUAUUAAUCCAGAGGAUGGUUUUAUUAAAACUACAAAACCUUUGGAUAGAGAAGAAACUGCCUGGCUCAACAUCUCAGUUUUUGCAGCAGAAAUCCACAACCGGCAUCAGGAAGCCAAAGUCCCUGUGGCCAUUAGGGUCCUUGACAUUAAUGACAAUGCUCCCAAGUUUGCUGCCCCUUAUGAAGGCUUCAUCUGUGAGAGUGACCAGACCAAGCCACAUUCCAACCAGCCAAUUGUUACAAUUAGUGCAGAUGACAAGGAUGACACAGCCAAUGGACCAAGAUUUAUCUUCAGUCUACCCCCUGAAAUCAUUCACAAUCCAAAUUUCACAGUCAGAGACAACAGAGCACGGGAGCUUCAAAGACAACUCAGCAGGCAGCUGGGAAGUAGAACACUGGUAACUCUUCGACAUCUGAGUUCAUCUUUGGCUAUUAAUAUCAAGAGUGGUGCCGUUUGGGGAGAUGAAGAGCCGAUCCACCCAGGCUUUGAGAUGCAUUUAGUUUGAAAAUACUAGACUUAUGGCAUCUUUUAAAAUCAUGAGGAACAUGUAAUGAAUAAGAAAAGCACAAAGAAAAAAAAAUACUGAGAAUCGCACCUCUCGUAUAUGUAGCUCUGCAUUGGUUUUAAAGCUUUCUAAUCGCCCUUGUUGCACUUAAUUCCUAAGCAGCCCCAGAAAGUAGGCAUUUUGGAUAUUUUUGUCCCCAUUUCCUAGAUGAGGAAGGAAUAUGAAAAGUCAGAAGAUUCAGAGACUUACCUAAGGUCACCCUGCCAAUAAAUAAAUUGACCUAGAACGCUUGUGUGUUUCCUGGGUUCUGUCAGGUGUAGGAAUACUGUAUAUUAUUAAUAUAGAGCUUGUGUCUUUUCUAAUUUCUGAUUUUGGAAUUAUUACUUAAAAACUCUUUGUUAACCCCAUAAUCAAAUAACAAUAGUAUUUAGAAGAGAAAAAGAUCUAAAAUUCAAUUCAUCAAUCUAGGAUUCCAGGAAAGUAUGAAGAGAAAAGGACAAACUGUAAUUUUAAUCAGCCAUGGAAAUUAUAGUAAAAUAUAUUUGUGAAGGACAAAUUUUAUAAUUUUAUUCUACUGCAUAAUUAAUACAUAUUCCUUGUAGGAAAAUUAGAAAAUACAAAUAAGCAGAAAUAAACUUAGAAAUAAUAAAAUAACUUGGUAAUAUACAAUCUAAAAAUAAUCACUGCUAAUUUUUAUAGCCUUCUAGCUGUUUUCUUGGCAUAUAUUUUGAUCUUUAAAAAAAGGCAACCAUAAAAUAAUGUUCUCUUUUUUCCCUACAUAAUAAUACAUGAUGUGCAUUUUUUAGCAUCAUUAUACUUAUGUCAACAUUUUUUUCCAAAAUAACCCCCUGACUUCAUUAUAAGGGUAUAUGGUAUCAGUUGACUAUUGUUGGUUAAGCACAUUCUUUUCACACACUUUUGUUGUUCAGUCACUCAGUCCUGUCCGACUCUUUGUGACCCCAUGGACUGCAGCAUGCCAGGCCUCCCUGUCUUUCACCAUCUCCUGGAGUUAGCUCAGACUCAUGUCCAUUGAGAUGUCAUCCAACCAUCUCACCCUCUGUCAAAGUGAUGUCUUUGCUUUAUAAUAUGCUGUCUAAGUUUGUCAUUUGUCAUAGCUUUCCUUCCAAGGAGCAAGUGUCUUUUAAUUUCAUGACUGCAGUUAUCCUCCACAGUGAUUUUGGAGCCCAAGAAAAGAAAAUCUGUCACUGUUUCCACUUUUUCCACUUCUGUUUGCCAUGAAGUGUUGGGAUCAGAUGCUGUGCCAGCUUUUUCACUGUCCUCUUUCACCCUCAUCAAGAGGCUCUUUAGUUCCUCUUCACUUUCUGACAUUAGAGUGGCAUCAUCUGAGGUUGUUGAUAUUUCUCCCAGCAAUCUUGACUCCAGCUUGUGCUUGACCCAGCCUGGCAUUUCACAUGAGGUACUCUUCAUAUAAAUUAAGUGAGCAGCGUGACAAUAUACAGCCUUAUCUCACUCCUCUCCCAGUUUUGAACCAAUCUGUUGUUCCAUGUCCAGUUCUAACCGUUGCUUCUUGACCUGCAUACAGGUUUCAGAGGAGGCAAGCAAGGUGGUCUGAUAUUCCCAUCUCUUUAAUAAUUUUCCACAGUUUGUUGUGAUCCACACAGUCAAAGACUUUCACAUAGUCAAUGAAACAGAAGUAGAUGUUUUUCUGGAAUUCCCUUGCUUUCUCCAUGAUUCAGGGAAUAUUGGCAAUUUGGUGUCUGGUUCCUUUGCCUUUUCUAAACCCAGCUUGUACAUCUGGAAGUUCUUGGUUCACGUACUGCUGAAGCUCUGCAUAAAGAAUUUUGAGCUAUCCUUGAUAGCAUGUCUUAUCAUACCUACUGCAUAAUUUCCCCACUGUUUCAAUGUCCUUUCAGUCCUGUUUAUGCUGUGUUUUAAAGUAAAGAAUUUUUUUUUUUCAUUUUAAUUUUUUCUUUAAGACCAAAAACAUUUUGUAUUGGGGUAUAGCCAAUUGACAAUGUUGUGACAGCUACAGGUGAACGAUGAAGAUUCAGCCAUACAUAUACAUGCAUCCAUUCUCCCCCAAACCCCGCUUCCAUCCAGGCUGGCACAUAAUAUUGAGCAGAGUUCCAUGUGCUACACAAUAGGUUUUUGUUGGCUAUCCAUUUUAAAUAUAGCAGUGUGUACAUGACCUUUCAUUUUUUGUGUAAUAUUAUUCUUAGCAAGAUUUUCCUCAUGAAAAAUUGACAUCAAUAUUCACUUAGCUUAUCUGCUUUCUUAUAUAUCACAUUUCCCAUUCCAACCUUUUAUCCCUAUGAGAUAAAUACACAAGCUCCCUUUGUUGGCCAUUUUUUAAUUAUCAUUUAAGAAAUAGUCAUUUCUAGUUUCUUUAUAACACCAUCCUUAUUUUCACCUGCAUUACAUACUCCUAGAUUUUAUGGACUAUCAACAUUUCCUAUUCUAUUUACUCUCAUGAGAGCAUCAUAUUUUUCAUGAGUGAUUUCACACAUAUUAUGUUAAAAUCUGACAAGUAUUUUGUCCACAUUGUUUUCCUUUUAUUACUCUUUCUUAGAUUUUGGUUUCUUUGUUCCUCCAGAUAUAAUUUAGAAUUUUUUUAGGUACUCGAUAAGUAUCUUCAUGAAUUUUAUUCGGUUGCCUUAAAUUUACAGAUUAAUUUAAAAACUAACAAUUUUAAAAUAUUCUUCCUAUCCAGAAGCAUGAUCUGAGUUCCCAUUGAAUCUGUUCUCUUUUUAAUUACCAUCAGGGAUAUUUUAUAGUUUUCUUCAUUUUUGUUCUUCAUAUUUCUUAUUAAGAUAAUGAAUAGCUACUUUAUAUUUUGGAUGCUGUCCUAGGAUAGAUUUUUUAAAUUAUGUAUUAUUUUCUAAGUGACAAUUUUUAGUAUAAACUAUAGCUAUUUUACUUAGUUCAUUUAUUAUUGGACACUGAGAAGUUAUUAAUAUAACUUCUCAGCUAUUUUCCUAGGUUUUCUAGGGAGACAACUACAUAAAAAUUAAAUAAUGACAAUUUGCUUCAUCUUUUUUAAAAAAAAUUGGGGUUUUUUGACAAACUGCAUAGAUUUGUGCUUUAUGUGCUAAACAAUAGCAAUAAUAAUGGCUUUACUUACUAAUUUAAUGGGGAUAUUAUUUCUAGAGUUUUAUUGUUAAGCAUAAUAUUGAUUGUUAUAUUAAAAUUAAGAUUUGUGUUGUGUGUGUGUAUUUUAGGAAGUUUCCUCUCCAUUUUAAUUUUAUUUUAAAAAACAGAUGUUCAGUUUUUAGCACAAUUUUUGGAUACUAAUAAUAAGACAGUAUGGUUUUGACCACUGACCUAAUUGAUACUUUAAAUUGAAAUAUCCUGAUUUUGAACUUCACAUUUCUAAUUUCCAAACCUCUAUUCCAAAUAAUGAUGAAAUGCAAAGAGCAAGGGUUAAAGAUUAAAUGUUGGCUGUAGCAGUGAGUGAGACAUAGUCCCAUGUAUCAGGAAAUUCCUGAAAGCACAUGCAGCAAAAUUAGCUCUUUUGUGAAAGCACAGGUGAUUUCGAUAGUGACUGUUCCUGACCUACCUGCAGAGGAGCUGUAACUAUCACGGUGGCCUCCAAACAGGCUGUCUGACCCUAGUCUUGCCCCCACUUAACUUAACUUGCCCCCACUGAUAAUGUCUUUCUUUUUAGAAUUCUCCUAUGACUCUCCAUUUCCUAUGGCUUUAACUGAAACUUUAUAGCCUAGUGAGCAAGAAAUGAUAUGACCUCCUUCCCAUAAACUUUGCGUCUAUCAUCUCCUUUCUCUUGUUACCGUAAACCGUGCUCCAAAAGCUUCAAACCAUCUUUAUUUUCCCAAAUAUGCUGUGUUCUCACAUGCCCAUGCUUUUUUUUCCCAUUUAUUUUUAUUAGUUGGAGGCUAAUUACUUUACAAUAUUGUAGUGGUUUUUGCCAUACAUUGACAUGAAUCAGCCAUGGAUUUACAUGUGCUCCCCAUCCCGAUCCCCCCUCCUGCCUCCCUCCCCAUCCCAUCCCUCUGGGUCUUCCCAGUGCACCAGCCCUGAGCACUUGUCUCAUGCAUCCAACCUGGGCUGGCGAUCUGUUUCACCCUUGAUAGUAUACUUGUUUCAAUGCUGUUCUCUCAGAACAUCCCACCCUCACCUUCUCCCACAGAGUCUAAAAGUCUGUUCUGUACAUCUGUGUCUCCUUUUCUGUUUUGCAUAUAGGGUUAUUGUUACCAUCUUUUUAAAUUCCAUAUAUAUGCGUUAGUAUGCUGUAUUGGUCUUUAUCUUUUUGGCAUUUGUUCUGUGGAAAAUGUACCCCCAUCCCUGACUAUUAUACCUCCUCUUUCAAGUGGCAUUGUAAAUGAAGUCUCUUAGGUGAAGCUUUGCUGGGCAUCCCAGCCCAUCCCUGGAUGCUACCUCUUCUGUGCUCCAGGAACACUGCACUAACCUCUAGUGUUUUUUAAUCACUCUGCGUUCCAAGCAUACAUUUCUCUGUCUGUCUCCCAUUAGAAUACGAGCUCUGGAAUCCCAAAAUUUAAAAAAAGUGGGUUGACCAAAUGCAUGGAUUAAAAUGGAAAAAGUAGAUAGAAAGACAUGUAAUGUGCUUCAGUCAUUUGGGGGCUUAGUUAUUAUUGUGGAAAGAUGAUUAUGUUAUGAGAUAAGCUUCAGGCUAAAAAGACAACCCUUCUUUCUAUGUUGGAAUCUUCUGAAGGAGUCAGUACCAGAUCACCCACUCCUUCCAUCCAUUUAUCCUUUCAUCAUAUAUUAUUGCACAAAGUUAUAUUGGACAUCUAAGGUCUGGAUGCAGGAAGAGAUGACUUUCAAAUGUAUUAAAUUUGUAAGUAUAUUAUCUAAUAUGCAUCAUGUUGCAGAUCAAAUGAGUUCUGAUGCAUGAUAUAUUCAGAGUUAAGUUUGAACUGCUAAAAAAAACGUCAAAUUAAAUCAAAUUAAAAAAAAAAUAGAACAACUAAGAAUAAAACCACCAUAUGACCCAGCAAUCGCACUCCUAGGCAUGUACCCGGAGGAAACCAAAAUUGAAAGAGACACAUGUAUCCCAUUGUUCACUGCAGCACUAUUUACAAUAGCUAGAACAUGGAAGCAACCUAGAUGUCCAUCGACAGAUGAAUGGAUAAAGAAUUUGUGGUAUAUAUACACAAUGGAAUAUUACUCAGCCAUAAAAAGGAAUGCAUUUGAGUCAGUUCCAAUGAGGUGGAUGAACCUAGAACCUAUUAUACAGAGUGAAGUGAGCCAGAAAGAGAAAGAUAAAUACCAUAUUCUAACACAUAUAUAUGGAAUCUAGAAAAAUGGUACUGAAGAAUUUACUUACAGGGCAACAGUGGAGAAACAGACAUAGAGAACAGACUUACGGACAUGGGAAGAAGGGAGGAGAGGGUGAGACAUAUGGAAAGAGUAACAUGGAAAGUUAUAUUACCAUAUGUAAAAUAGACAGCCAACGAGAAUUUGCUGCAUGGCUCAGGCAACUCAAACAGGGGCUCUGCAUCAGCCUAGAGGGGUGGGAUGGGGAGGGAGAUGGGAGGGAGGUUCAAAAGGGAGGGGAUAUGUGUAUACCUAUGGGUGAUUCAUGUUGAGGUUUGACAAAAAACAGCAAAAUUCUGUAAAGCAAUUAUCCUUCAAUAAAAAAUAAAUUAAUUAAAAAUAUUUUUAAAAAUAGAACAAAAAAAGUUUGUAUGGAAAGCAGGUUUGGCUGGGUAAGGAAAGAUAGCCAAGACAGAUUCAUCCUGAUUAGACCAAUUGGCAAACAUCUUUCUUUCUUUCUUCUUCUUCUUCUUUUUUUUUUUUUGGUCUAAACUAAUGACAAUUCUUUUUCUGACGAGCAGCACCAAAAAGCAUCCAAAUAUGCUUCCAGCUUUUCAUUUUUAUAAUUUAAAGAUAAUCAAACAGAUUUCUGUGGGACUUUUCCCCCCUUAAUUGCUUCAAUAUGGAAGAUUCUCUGUUGGCAGAUCAAAAUGGCAGAUGGCUUUUAAUGCCCUGCCAUUUUCACUGUAUAAAUAAUUAUGUUCCUUUUCUGCCUGAGAUUCACUGCUGCAGUUUUUCCAACACAGAACACAGUUUAUCUGGAAACCCACCUCCUCCUCAACCUAACAGAAGGAGGAAUAGGUCUUUUUGGUGAAUUAGACAGAUUAUUCUUUCAAGGUUCGCUCUGGUCACUGACUUAACCGUUGGGAUUUCUCAACUCACUAAAAGACCCUAAAUGUUUAUCUCCCACUGAAUUCCCUGGUAGUUUUCCUUUUCUAAAACCAGGAAAUACAUUCCUUUCUCCCUCUCUAUCACCAAGAGAAAAUUAUCCUCUAACGAAAGUGGAAGGAGGGUUGACUCUAAGGAAUGUGAUAAACUACAACCUGAAAAGUCUUUGAUACCAACAAAGAGUGCACACUUAGAUGCCUUGUAUACACAUCAGUUCAGUCCAGUUCAGUUCAGUCGUAUCCACCUCUUUGUGACCCCAUGGACUGCAGCAUGCCAAGCUUCCCUGUCCAUCACCAACUCCUUGCUCAAACUCGUGUCCAUCGAGUCAGUGAUGCCAUCCAACCAUCUCAUCCUCUGUCAUCCCCUUCUCCUCCUGUCUUUAAUCUUUCCCAGCAUCAGGGUCUUCUGAAAUGAAUCAGCUCUUUGCAUCAGGUGACCAAAAAAUUGGCGCUUCAGCAUCAGUCCUUCCAAUGAAUAUUCAGGACUGAUUUCCUUUAGGAUUGACUGGUUUGAUCUCCUUGCUGUCCAAGGGACUCUCAAAAGUCUUCUCCAACACCACAGUUCAAAAGCAUCAAUUCUAUGUGCAUAUACACAUGCACAUGGGCAAUUGUUCCCGUGUUAUUUGUUGUGUUUUGAAUUUUGAAUCUCAGUAUCAGAGAUAUAAUUAAAAGAUCAUAAUCCCCCUUCCUCUGUAGGAUGCAGGCCUUCAUUUACAGGGGAAACAUGAUAGCCAUCUGAGUCUUGGAUCAAACAAUUUUCUGCAUUAAUAUUUUAAGGCUAGUCUCAGAAUUUACCUCACUGUAGCAUUUCCAUCAUUCCAAAAUAUUAAGAAAAUAAUAGAUUUCUUUUUACGUCUUGCAUACUGGUUUGUUUUUGAAGGUGUGUGUGUUUCUGGAAAUGCUAUGGGAAGAGAAGUGCUGAAUAAGUGCCCUAAAUCCUUUGUAGGUCUCUCUGACAUAAAAUUCUUAGCGUUCUAAGAGCAGUUCUUUCAUCUGGGACUUGAGUCUGUAAGGAUUUAGUUAUAGGCUGUGGUGGGGGUCCAUAUAAUUAACUAACCAUGCUGGAGAAAUCUGGUAUUUAAAAAAAAAAGGAACAAAUGUGGCAUGCAAUAAUAUCAGAAUUCUAGGGUCUGCUGUGCACUGGUAAAAAUACAGUGAAACCUAGAGGAGUUUGAAUCCCAGUUUUGUUACUGUGAUCAGUUGCUUCCUUCUUUGUUUCUGAAUUUCUUUUCAUAUAAAAUAAAGGUAAUUAUACUUUCUGAACAUAGUUUAAAAAUUCUUUGGGGUUAAGUAGGUGGAAGUGACAAAGAAUAAGGUUUGCACAUAUUAGCAGCUCAAUAAAUGUUACUUAAUUAAAUCUGACUCACCCAAAAUAACAAAAAAAAAAUGAUGAGAUAGAGACGAUAUUUUCCAGGAACAAAAUCUAUAAUAUCGAUAGAGGCAGUGAUGAUCAAGUGGGGUUCAAAAGUACAAAGUGGGAGAAGAUAGGCAGUCUGGAAAUUGAUGGCAAGCUAUUAAGUCAGUAAAAUCUGACUGUGUGGAAAAGCCAGAUGGAUGCUGAAUGUAAUGAAAGAAACCUCCUUCAACUGUUUACUUUUCUAGCUCACAAAACACUGCUGACCAAAGAUGAGUAAGCAAGGUUCUUGCCUUCAGGGAUGUUACUGUCCAUUGGAGAAAACACACAUUCAAACAGUUGCCAUAGAUUGUGAAAUAGUCAAUAUGAGCAAUGACUACAGGUAGAUAGGUGGCUCGUACAGUGUUUAGAAAGACAAUAAAAGAUGCAGAUAUCAAGUUUACCUUUAAGCUUUAGUCAUCUCAGAAAGUUAAUGCUACAAACUUCAAAAGCAUUAUUUGAAAUUUCUGUUAUUUCAGUCCCUCCCUCAGAUUCAAGGUGUCACAAAUAGUGCCAUCAAAAAUUAAAAUUAUUUUUUCAAAAAUCACAAAUGUAAAUGAGCACCAAAAAAUCUAAAUAACUAGACUUUUCAAUGAUGUCUUUUGUACAAUAAUUCUGUAGCAUGUGUGUUUCUGAAAUUUUCAAAGUUUGAAACUUCACUAAUACUUUUGGGAUGCACUUUAUAUAUAUAUAUUUUUUCAUUAUUCUGGUAGAGCUAUUGCCACAUAUCUAAGGAAAGUAGAGAAAACCCAGAGGAACAUAAUCACAUAAUGUUUAUUCUGCUAGGGACUGCAUCACUGUCUUCAAGUGUGUGGAAGCUUUUAAUGGGGUGGAUGGAUUUAGUUUGUUGUUAAGGUUUGAGCAGAAAGGAUAAAUUAGGUAGCUUUAGGUCAGAAGUGAAUUAAAUAAGAGCAAGGCUUGGCCUAGAUCUUUUACAGUCUCAAGAGAUGGGCUCCAGUAGGAUGCAGACAGUGUCUGUCUUCACAGGCUAAAGUAUUAAUAUCUCUGAUCAAGUUGAUCAGUAGGGGAAUCUUUAGCUUUGGAGCAGAGAGGGACAGAGGAAAAGAAGUGGUAAGGAAGAGUGUCUUAAGAUGCUUUUUAGGGCACUAUUCUCUCACUUUAAGCCAAGCCUCUCUGCUGACAUCAUGAUGAGAGCAGAAAGUACUAAUCCUUUGCUGCAGUGAUUCCUCUUUUCAGAUUGCUAUACCCAUAUAUGGCUUCCCUGGUGGCUCAGAUGGUAAAGAGUCUGCCUGCAGUGUGGGAGACCCAGGUUCGAUCCCUGGGUCGGGAAGAUCCCCUGGAGAAGGAAAUGGCAACCCACUCACUAUUCUUGCCUGGAAAAUCCCAUGGACAGAGGAGUCUGAAAGGCUGUAGUCCAUAGGGUCGCAGAGUCAGACACAACUGAGUUUGCCCAUAUAUUGCCCAUUUUGCCCUGGUUGUUUUUCUUUUGGCUAAUACAAGAUUGGCACCCAGUACAGUUGACGUAUAAAAGGCUGCUUCCCUGUCAUAAUUUUCCAUUUUAAUAUCCUUUGUAUAUAUCCCUCCCUUGGGUGAUAUCAUCAUCAUGGCCCUUACAUUUGCAUCUCCAAACUGGUACCAUGGAGACCAUCAUUAUGAAGAACUUUUACAUUUUGUUAAUGUAAUGACAAAGUAUGCAGAUAAAAAUAGCAUCCAGUUAGGAGUCUAGGUUGUAGACAUAAAAAUUUGAAACCUGAAUUUAUUUACCAUUAAUAGAAAUACUACAGUUUGUACAAGACAUAUACUAGUAAUUAAUGACCUCGUCUGCAAGUUUUUACCUAAGUGGGGGGAAAAAGGAAAGGCAUCCAUGUUUGUGGACAGGGAGAAGAAUAUAAGGUGUCAGGAUGAAAGACCAAGGUGAUUGAAAAACAUUUUCUUACCAUGGGAAAUACCUUACCCAGAACUGAAGGAUGCACCCUUCCUACGUCUGAAGGGUGCACCCUUCCCUGUAGGCAAUUGCAUUUAAGGCUGCAAUGACAUUUCUAAGAAUUCACUUUCCUCUCUUUGCCAAUAUGUUUCUCUUCCUCAUUAGUCUACUGCACAAAGAGGAGAGCUUCCAGAAAAUAAUUGAUAUUUACUGGUCAUCUGCAACAGCCUGGUACUGUGCAAAGUGCCUGUAUGAAUGGAAUCAAAUUUAACCCUCAAAACUAUUAAUUUCCUGGAUGAGAAUAUAGCAACUCAAGACACUUACCUAAUAUGUCUAGAUGUCAUGCAAUUAACAUGUAGAAUAGUCAUGAUUCAAACCCAGAUCUGUUUGACCCCAAACACUGAGAUUUGCUCUUUGGAAGCUUUAUAAAGAAUACUUUGGCCACCUGAUGUGAAGAGCUGACUCAUUAGAAAAGAUUGAAGGCAAAAGAAGAGGGUGGCAGAUGGGGGGGAUGUUUAGAUAGCAUCACUGACUCAAUGGACAUGAAUAUGGACAAACUCCAGGAGACAGAGCAGGAUGGAGGAGCCUGCAGUCCAUGGGGUGGCAAAGAGUUGGACAUGACUUAGUGACUGAACAACAACAAAAACAAUAAAGGAGAAGGAUUUGAGAAAUCUCUUGAUGAAAACUUAAAAAUUGAUAGAACAGUUGUCAUUUUCUGCCUCAUCUUAUUAACCAUGGAAACAAUUGGACACUUCCCUGAAAAUAUGUCCUACAAAAGCUCUUAUUUUUUUUCUUGCAUCACCCAUACAUCUCAGAAAUGUGUAUGUCCAAAUUGAGGGGACCCUCUCAAAGAUGGAUAUAGAGUAGCUGGCUAAUUAAAAUAAUGAGAGAAUUUGUAGCCAAACCUAGGAUACAAAAAUGAUUUCCUACAGAGGUUUUAUUAUUGUUGUCAGUUUGUUUCAUUUUCCAUUUAUUUUUCUAGAGUUGUUUUCCAUGGAGUCCCUGCUUAUAACGGUCCUUUUUGUUAGUAAAGGAUCAGUGACCAGAGUGGACAACAAGAAAGACCAUCACAGGACAUGGUUCUGUCUCCUCUGAUAUGGCCCUCCCUGCAGAAAAACUCAUCCUUCCAUUGGUGCUGAGGUCUAGAUCUAAAGGGGGGAUAUUAUAUGCAUUCAAGCAACAGUAACCACCUAAGUGCCAAGCUAGUCUGGUUAGACAUGCUUCUCGUCUAACUAUACCUACCCCUCACCAGUUCACCAGCUCUGGAGGACCUGGAUUCUGGUGCUAAGUUUUCCAGUUAGAAGGAUUCCUGAGCUCCCUGGAAGCACAACCCAGAGGACAACCAAAGGUUUUUAUUAUUUGGUCCUAAUCGCAACCCCAUGAGGCAUGCUUGGUAUCAACUUGUGUCCUCAUUUUAGAAAUGAACAAGUAAGGCUCUGGCAGGACAAAUGACUCAUUCUAAAGCAUGUGUUUGGAAUAUGCCCAGGAACAGACCUUCAGACCGUUUAUUUUCCACCUCUCAAACUAAUCUUAAAAGCCAUAUGUGAAACAUUUUUUAAAAGUUCUCGAGAUUCUACUGAUGAAUCACGCAGAGACAAUAAACGGUUCAGUCAGC
Messenger RNA from Dama dama (fallow deer), 13257 nucleotides. It is a transcript of the gene CDH11, whose product is annotated as cadherin 11. Gene Ontology annotation, biological process: calcium-dependent cell-cell adhesion; cell morphogenesis; cell-cell junction assembly. The transcript has 12 exons. The coding region runs from base 425 to 2224 and encodes 599 amino acids. The record is from RefSeq and is a predicted model, not a curated record. Lineage: Eukaryota; Metazoa; Chordata; Mammalia; Artiodactyla; Cervidae. Gene Ontology annotation, cellular component: catenin complex; adherens junction; plasma membrane. Gene Ontology annotation, molecular function: calcium ion binding; cadherin binding.